GGCAUGGUUUUGAGAAACGUUUGUUUUCAGGUUUUCACGUGCCUUAUUUAUAUAUAUAACGUAACAUGAUACAAUAACUUACAAUGAAGCAUAAAAGAUUUGAGGAAAAUAUAUUAAUUGAUGAGGCUUACACUAAUUACGGUCAAGCUGAUAAGAACGCAGAUGAUAAGAAAGGCCAGGGUAUCGCAAAGAAUUUCGCCGAAAGCCUUGAAUAUGGUGAAAAAAAGAAAUGGUUUCAUCAGCUACCUGAGGAACCAGUCACGUUGCCAAAAACAUUAUCGACAGAACAAAUUGAACAAUUAAGAAAGGAAGCCACCAGUGCCUUGCACGGUGAUACAUUAGCUUAUGAAACGAAGACAAACAGAAGUGGCUCAUCAGAUCAUCAAUGGGCUAAGACUCUGCUGAACAAAGGUGCUAUUGGAGAUAGAGUUGCGGCUGCCACAAUUCUUAUCCAGGACAAUCCGUUGUACAAUUUAACAGCCCUCAGAAAUUUAAUAAACAAUGUCAAACCGGCCAAGAAGAAAGACGGUAUUGUUAUAAUCGAUGCCCUGUCAGAGCUACUCAUAUCUGAAUUGCUAAUACCGGAUGUUAAAUUACGUACCUUCGAACAGCAUCCGCUAGGACACCUAGAUGAGAUGACGUCGGGCAACAAACAAACGAAGAGAAAUAUAUUGAAACUGUGGUAUUAUGAAGAUCAAUUAAAAGAAUUAUAUGGAACAUACGUGGAUGCCUUGAACAAAUUUGCCCACGACACAGUCGAUGCAAACAAGGAGAAAUCUGUUAGUGCUAUGUCAUAUUUGCUCAUGCACCAUCCGGAAAGGGAAAAGAUUCUACUAACGAACAUCAUAAACAAAUUGGGUGAUCCCUCCCAGGGCGUGGCCUCAAAGGUGAUCUACCAUCUGUGUCAGAUCAUCUACAAUCACCCGAACAUGAAAGGCGUGGUCCUGGCGGAAAUCGAGAAGAUGCUGUUCAGAACGAAUAUCUCCCCGCGCGCGCAAUACUACGGCGUGUGUUUCCUGAAUCAGUUCUAUUUGGGUAAAGACGAUUCCAAAGUAGCGGAGAGUUUGAUAAGAAUAUACUUCUCGUUCUUCAAGGCUUCUAUUAAGAAGGGCGAAAUCGAUUCCCGGCUAAUGUCAGCGAUAUUGACGGGCGUCAAACGCGCCUACCCGUUCGCCGACAAGGAGCGGCUCACGGAGACUCAGGACCACAUCGACUCGAUCCACCGGCUUGUGCACCUGGCCGGCAUCAAUAUAUCCGUGCACGCUCUGGCUCUGCUGUUCCAAAUCAGCGACGCCUCCACCGGGACCAGCGACCGGUACUACUCGGCCUUAUACAAGAAGCUGACGAACUCCGACAUAUUGAACACUACGCACACGGCUCUGCUCUUCUCGCUCGUUUACAAGUCGCUGAAGCAGGACAAGAACAUACCCAGGGUGGUGGCCUUCGUCAAGCGGCUGCUCCAGCUGUGCUGCUACGUGCUGCCGGCCCAGGCCUGCGGGAUGAUCUUCCUCCUGUCGCGGGUCCUCAAGGACUCUUCUAAGAAGGAGGCCAUCAAACUUAUAUGGAACAAACGGGAGGUGAAGGAAGAAAUCAAAAGUGAAGAUGUCAUAGGACCACAGCAAGACGCGACCGAGAACGGCGCAGACAGAGACGGUGACGAGCCCACGGACUGCGCCCAAGAUGAGGAGGUUAAGGAAACUAAAAAAGUUGAUUUACUGCGCGGCGAUAAAAAAGAUCUGCUCUUGGACGACGACGAAGAAGAAUCGUACGUGGAUCUCAAAAUCGACGGCGAGGGGAACGUGAGGGCGAGGCGGCGCGCGGGGGGCGGUGGCGUCCCCGGGUGGUUCCACGCCAGGGUGGGGAGCCGCCCCCUCCACGACCGCAGCGAAACUGAAACGAAAAUACAAUUGAAGAAGACGAUCAACAUGGAUAAAGUCGCGUCGGCGUACAACCCGCUCGGCAGGAGCCCGCAGCACGCCGGCGCGGAGCUCUCGGCCUACACCGAGCUUCUGCUGCUGUCCAGGCACUUCCACCCGACCGUCCAGCUGUUUGCCAAGAAGAUGUUGAGCGACCAGCUAAUACAGUACAGCGGUGAUCCGCUGAAAGACUUCUCCGGUAUACGUUUCCUAGAUCGCUUCGUCUUCAAAAAUCCCAAGAAGAGGACCGAGAACCAGGAAGAAGAUGGAGUUAAGAAGAUCAAGGGAUCACAUCCCAAGUUCGCCGUCAGAAAGAACUACACGGCUAGAGGUGUGAAGAGUUUGAGAGUGAAUUCGAUUUCUUACCUCAACGAAGACGCCUCAAAGAUCCCGGUCGAUGAGAAAUUCUUAUACGAUUUCCUCCAGAAACGGCGCGGGGCGACGGCUGAUGAGGACGACGACGACGCCAGCGACGCGGACUCCAUCAACAGCGAAGACUUCGAGCAGUACCUGGACAGCAUCACCGGCUCCAAGCGCAAAGAUCAGUCCGACGAGGAGGAGUUGGAUUAUCUAUCAGAGAUGGCGACGAAUACGGAGGCCCGGAGAAAGAAACAAGAUACGAACGCUGAGGAUGAACUGGCUGAUGAUGAUGACCUUGGCGAUGAUGAGGACGAAGAUGACGACGCCGGCCUGGACAUCUCAGCCGACGAGGACGAACCCGCCUUCUCCGGCGACGAAGACGAACUCCUGUUGGAAGACAGUGACGACGAAGAUCCUUUGGAGGACCCCGGAGAGAAGAAUAAACGGAAAUCGAAAUUUAAUCUCAAAGGAAAAGAUGAUCUCAGUUCUCUAUUUGCGUCGGCCGAAGAAUUCUCAACUCUAUUAGAAGACACGGCCGCGAACAAGAAGCAGGGUUCGAGCCAAGCAGUCUCAAACGCGGACAAUUCGAGCUUAAAACAACUAGCCUGGGAAGAUAAAAGAAACAAUUGGAUCAAGGGAUACAACAAAAAGAUUUUGGGAAACAAUAAGAGCGGGGGGAAAUUUAAACACAAAAUGGCCGACAGAAAGAAGACGGCCGGUAAGAAUUUCGGCGGGAAAAUUAAAAUGCAGGAGAAUAAGUUUGCGGGUAAAGGAAAACGCAAAGGCGGAACGGCGAACGGACCUGGUGGGAAGAAAAAAAGAAUGAAAUAGUAUUGGUCUUUUUGCAUCGUAAUAAAAAACUAAUAAAUGUU
This is a messenger RNA of Bombyx mandarina (wild silkworm), 3148 nucleotides long. It is a transcript of the gene Noc1, whose product is annotated as Nucleolar complex protein 1. The record is from RefSeq and is a predicted model, not a curated record. NCBI's taxonomy places the organism in Eukaryota, Metazoa, Arthropoda, Insecta, Lepidoptera, Bombycidae.